UUAUGUAGCAUGCUGGAUGAUUUUCACCGCCGGACAAUUUCUCGUUUUUGUGGAGACUGCCACUUGGAGAUUUGCUUUUAUCUGUUCUAAUAUUUUUCGCUCCGAUCCUCACAAGAGACAAUGAAUGGAAAUACAGACCACACAGAUAACAAAAACAGUGGUUCAGUUGAAGAAAAAGUUGUCAUCUUAGAUGCUGGAGCACAAUAUGGAAAGGUUAUUGAUCGCAAAGUAAGAGAGCUGUUUGUAGACACAGACAUCUUACCUCUAGAUACUCCGGCAUAUUUAAUCAAAGAAAAGGGCUACAGGGCUAUCAUCAUAUCUGGUGGUCCUAACAGUGUGAAUGCAGAAGAUGCUCCUGUGUAUGAUCCAGCCAUCUUUCAUUGUGGUUUACCAGUUCUUGGGAUUUGCUAUGGACUUCAGAUGAUGAACAAAGAAUUUGGUGGCACUGUGCAAAAAAAGACGGUUAGAGAGGAUGGACAGUUUACCAUAAGCGUCAAUACUGAUGUGACAUUAUUCCGGGGCCUUGCAAAGGAACAGAAAGUACUCCUGACUCACGGAGACAGCUUAAAUAAAGUGGCAGAUGGUUUCAUUGUGGCUGCUACAUCAGGAAAGAUUGUCGCAGCAAUUGCAAGUGAGGAAAAACAACUAUAUGGAGUACAAUUCCAUCCAGAAGUAGACCUGAGUGAAAAUGGCAAAGAAAUGAUGCAGAAUUUUUUGUUCCGCAUAGCUGGUUUAUCUGGGACUUAUACAAUAACAAGCAGGCAAGAUUCCUGCAUUGCUGAGAUCAAAGAGAAAGUGGGCUCAAGUAAAGUUCUGGCAUUAGUAAGUGGAGGUGUAGAUUCUACUGUCUGUGCUGCACUGUUAUCCAAGGCACUUGAUGAGGAUCAGGUAUUAGCAGUACAUAUUGAUAAUGGAUUCAUGCGCAAGAAUGAGACGCAGAAUGUACAGGAGUCACUUGAGAGAAUAGGUCUCCAUCUUAAAGUUGUGAAUGCAUCCCAAUCUUUCUACUGUGGCACAACAACCGUCCCAGUAAAGAAGAACGAUCCCAAGUCUGCUAAGCGUACAACUAAGAUGCUAAAUACAACCAAUGACCCAGAGGAGAAGAGACAGAUCAUUGGGGAUACAUUUAUGAGGAUUGCUGAAGAAGUCUGUAUGGAGUUGAACCUCAAACCAGAAGAUACCAUUUUAGCACAAGGAACGUUGCGUCCAGAUCUUAUUGAGAGUGCAUCCCACAUGGCAAGCGGCAAAGCAGAUGCAAUUAAAACCCAUCAUAAUGAUACUGAGCUUGUUCGUCAGCUAAGACGUGAGGGACGCGUUGUUGAACCCUUGAAGGAUUUCCAUAAAGAUGAAGUAAGAGCAUUGGGAAGAGAGCUGGGGCUUCCUUGUGAACUAGUACAAAGACAUCCUUUCCCUGGUCCUGGAUUGGCAAUUCGAGUCAUCUGUGCUGAUGAGCCCUACAUGUGUAAAGACUUUGUUGAGACAAACUCUAUUCUACACAUCUUAGUAGAUUACAAUGCAGCAAUUAAGAAGCCUCAUGCAUUAAUGGGUCGAGUCACAUCUUCAAUGUCCGAUGAAGAACAAGCUUUACUCUGCUCCAUAACAUGCUCAGAUCAGUACUGUGCAACCUUACUACCUAUCAAAUCUGUUGGCGUUCAGGGAGAUGGAAGGACGUACAGUUACGUAGCUGGUAUAAGUACUCGCUCAGAUCCUGACUGGGAGAAACUCUUGCUACUUUCUAAGAUGAUCCCUAAAAUAUGUCAUAAUAUCAACAGAGUUGUUUACAUUUUUGGUGCUCCAGUUGAGGAUUCAAUAACAGACGUUACCCCCACUCUGCUUACACCAGGUGUGCUGGGCACACUCCGACAAGCUGACCACUUAGCACAAGCAGAACUUGUCCGAAGUGGCUAUUACAACAAGAUCAGCCAGAUGCCGGUCAUCCUAGUGCCUAUUCAUUUUGAUCGCAGUCCCACAAUGCAUCAGCCUUCAUGUCAACGAAGUAUCGUUAUACGAACAUUCAUCACAAAUGACUUCAUGACCGGGAUACCAGCACAACCAGGGAAGCAGUUACCAGAAGAGGCUCUGAAUAGAAUAGUAGAGAGUGUGUCGACUGUACCAGGUAUAUCCAGAGUUCUGUAUGAUCUGACAGCCAAGCCACCAGGGACAACAGAAUGGGAGUAAUGACAUUCUUGCCAUCUGCAGGCUGUCAUUCUGCAGUCUGGUCAUAAUUUGUAGUGUUGCGCUUUGUAGUGUUGCCAUUCUGGAGUCCAUAUUCUGCAAUUCAGCGUUCUUCAAAGUUGCAUUUUUGCAACCUGGUGCUCUUUUGAUUUUUAGUCCACAGUUUUGUGCAGACAGAUUUGACUUACAUAAUUGUUUCUACUCACUGACAGAAAUAAUCUUGGAGUUCAUUGGAAAGUUAAAAGUAGCAGCUGUGUAAUUACAUGUUUUUGAGUCGCCUGUUUUUGCUUGCAAAUCAAGAGAAAAAAAAAGGAAAUGAGCCCAUUUUUGACAUUAAGCACUGGUAUGAAAUGCACCAUAAAUAGAUGUUGUUUUACUUUGAUAUGUUGCAAUCUGAUGGGGUGGUGUAUGUUUCAAUUAUCUCUUCCAUUAUUUCACUUCAGAGAUGCUGAUUAUUAUUAGUGCAUAUUAUUGUUUCAGAGCCAGUACUUGAUGGAGGCAAUAAUUACCUCCAUGUAUUUGUCAUUGCGUUGAUGCCUCUUAAAAGGUUCCUUCAGAUAUGUGAAUGUCCAUAAUAGAGCUGUCCUUUAUAUGUGAAUGUCCAUAAUAGAGCUGUCCUUUAUAUGUGAAUGUCCAUAAUAGAGCUGUCCUUUACUAAAGAAAAGACGCUUUGCCCUGACAGAAAGUGUCAGGCCUGAAGUCUAUUCUAGAUCUGGGUUGAACCUUCGGGCAAUUUAAUCCUUUUAAAAAGCAAAGUAUUUCAUUUGAAAUUUGACUAUUUUUCUACAAUUUAGCAAGCUUUUACGAUUAAGCAGCUCUUUAGCGGAACUGUUGAUCAUGUACAUAAUGUUUUGAAUAGGCUUCUUAAGGGAAAUUAUACAGAUGGCUGUAAUGAGGGUAAGAUACUGAAAUAAUUUAGUUUAUCGAUACACAAAUUAAAUAUAUUAUUUGAUCAAGCAAGUUGUGCAAAACAAUAUUCAAAAACACCCCUUGAAGUAAAUAAAAAAUUUCCACCGAAUUGAAAUGUUAAGAAUUACCAAAAUGCUUAACCCUCGGCCUGAAUUACAUACAUUCAAAUUCAAUGAAAAAAUAUUGGCAUCAGUGUUCUUUUAAUUUGAUGAAAUUAUUUUGUUAUUUUGUGAUUUAAUAAUAAUAUUUGUUAAUGCAUUAUUUUGCAAACGUCAUGGGAAAAACUGUUUAGUUAUGUCUUAACUGCAAUGUUAUAUACACAUUUUUAAAACGAUUUGUCAAAACAGAGACAUUGUUUAACGUUGUGUGUUUGCUUGGUUACAAUUUGUCAAAACAGAGACAUUGUUUAACGUUGUGUGUUUGCUGGGUUACAAUUUGUCAAAACAGAGACAUUGUUUAACGUUGUGUGUUUGCUGGGUUACAAUUUGUCUGGUAAGACAUUUACAUUUAUUUUGUGUUGCACCAGAUGUUCGGAAUAAGUUGUUCUUGAAGAUUUAUUUUCCACUAAUGAAUCUAGCAGGGUUUUUUCCCUGAAAACAUUAAGGGAUUUUAUGCAAAGAAAUAUCCUUAUCCUUGGUUGGCAGUUAAUGUUGUGCUUCAUUCUUGUAAUGUUUUUUUGGUUUUUUUUUCUUUCAAUUUCUUGGUAGCAACUUUGAAUUUAAAUGUAAUGUUAAUUUGUUUUGCCUGCUUCAUUUGAUUGUGGUGUGUUUAAUAUGUCAGAGUGAUUUGUUUUUGUGUUUGCUCAGUUUGUUCCCAAUGGUUAAAUCUUCAGAUUAUGUCAUAUUUCUUAGAAUUACGGGGUUAAGAUGGAAAACAAUUUAUGUACAACUAUCUGAAACUUGUUAAACAUGGACAUGGAGUACCAGCCUUGCCCGUCUGCAGGGUGUUUUGAAAUAGCUUGCCUUCAACUAUAGUGUUUUAAUUGCAAUGUAACCCUAAAGUUGACAAUAUAUUUUCACAGGUUGGUUACUUGGUGUUUUUGAAAGUAGGGGAUUUGGAGCAAAUUUACCCAUCAGAAAGUCGAUGAUGUCUCUGCCUUUAACUUGUAAGUAGCUCAAAAAGUCAUUUUGUUUGCAUUCAAGGGAAGAGAUACAUUAUGACAGCCAAGUUACCAUAUGGUUAAUGUUAGUUGUCACAAAUGCAAGCGGGGAGAUGUCCAACAAUUGUGAUUUUACAAUUGUACAACUGAAUUAAUUUGAUCUGAAAAGUGUAUCCAAAGUUUGAAUUUUGUACAUAAUAUAUUGUGACAAUAUUAAUGUCUCAUUUGGAGGAGUGUUUUAUGUGCCUUUUACAGGUUGCAUCACUAUUAAAAAUGACGGUUUUGCAAUAAAACAACAAAAUAAAAUAAAAUGUGUCUAGACAAUCCAGAGUAUGUUGUGAUUAAACAAUUUAUUUUACAAAGUGUAUUAACUUUAUAAUUCAACGUACUGUUUACAUAACAAUUGUAUGUACAUUCAGGUUCAAUCAACGCCUACAUACUACACUGGAACACCCCCCCUCCAUGUACAUGUAUUUAUACAGCAAUGUUGUACGUUACUAUUCAGUUUUACAACCUCAUUGUUCUGGUUGGACUUGUAACAACACAUUGUGAACAUCCUUUACCAAGACUAAGUUUCAUCUAUAACAAAACACUCUGUCAACCACUGGUGGACUACCACUAGCUCAUCGGAGUUACAGCGCGAUAUCUUGCUUCAAGAGUGCUAAGAAUAUAGAGACACACUGUAAAACCAUUGAAAGACUAACUGACUACUUAAUGUACAAUCAAGUGGCUACAUAUUAUGCAAUCUUCACUCAAGAAAGCUGUUAAAUAUAUGUUUAUCUAAAAGUAUAUAAACUUCAAACAGUUACAAUCCUUUUUAGUUUGUUUGCCAAAAGUUAUGUAUUUCUGUUGGCAGACCAUUAACUAUUAAUAAGUAUUCUUAUACCCUAAAAUGUUCCUUCAAGAUAAUUCCUUAUGGUUAAUAAAUUGCUCCAUGGUUUUAAGAGUUGUUGAUUGACAGCUCAGACAAAUCAAUCAUAUUUUGAAUUAGGCUGGGCAUUUCAAUAUUAUUAAUGGCAACCAUGGAACUACUGUGCAUUGUAACAGCCAAUGGCAUGCAUACAAUUGAAUUGUUAAGUACAUUAUAAGCAACACUCUAAAAACCAGCCUACCAUUUGUACAUGUUUAACUUCUCUGAGCUACUCCAGACGUGUGUGCUAGCAUUGCUCUAUUUUUGCAUGCAGGGUUAGGGUUAGGGUUAGUUUUGCAUGGAAGGUACUACACAUGUAGUUGCACAUUAUAAAUCCUAACAUUAGUUUCUAUUUAAUUGUUCAUUUUUAGAACAACUCAUGGAAAUGAAUUCAUUCAAAAUUUCAGAAAUCACAAGGAAAUGUAAAUUUGUUGCAAGUGGUAUACAAAAGCCAAAUGUCACUUAGCCCCGGUAGGACUUCAGUGUGACUGCAACAGAGAAAACCAAUCUGGGCUAAAAGUCACACAUAUAAUUACAUUUCAAUGUUAAUUCUAAUUAUAUGUGAAGUAAAAAAGGCAAUGGCUGAUGAACUGGUUUAGUUCUAAAAGAUAACAUUAAUCUGUUGGCAUUGAUUCUACAAUUUCUGACAGAAAAUAUACUGGCAGAUCUAUAUGAUAUAUACAAGGCUAACAUUAACCUUUGUUAUAGCUUGAUAACAAAUUGAGAAGUUUUAUUGGUUGAGACCAAUGUGAUACAUAGACGCAUGUUCCAUGGCCAAUGUUUGAAGAUGACAACAAAA
Asterias rubens (European starfish) is the source of this 5892-nucleotide messenger RNA. RefSeq names its product GMP synthase [glutamine-hydrolyzing]-like. Gene Ontology annotation, cellular component: cytosol. The transcript is spliced from 17 exons. Lineage: Eukaryota; Metazoa; Echinodermata; Asteroidea; Forcipulatida; Asteriidae. Bases 121 to 2178 code for a protein of 685 amino acids. Gene Ontology annotation, biological process: GMP biosynthetic process. Gene Ontology annotation, molecular function: GMP synthase (glutamine-hydrolyzing) activity; ATP binding; GMP synthase activity. The record is from RefSeq and is a predicted model, not a curated record.